Messenger RNA from Thecamonas trahens ATCC 50062, 270 nucleotides. RefSeq lists its product as uncharacterized. Gene Ontology annotation, cellular component: SOSS complex. The record is from RefSeq and is a predicted model, not a curated record. Lineage: Eukaryota; Apusomonadida; Apusomonadidae. Gene Ontology annotation, molecular function: DNA binding. The transcript has 3 exons. The coding region runs from base 1 to 270 and encodes 89 amino acids. Gene Ontology annotation, biological process: mitotic cell cycle checkpoint signaling; double-strand break repair via homologous recombination; response to ionizing radiation.
AUGGCCCAGACAGGGGUUGAUGCCUCCAUUGCUGAGCUCACUCCCGAGCUGAGGGUCGUCAACACUGCAUUUGUGGUGCUCGACAAGCUCGGAGUGCGGACGAUCAAGUCGGGCGCAAAGGUGACGACGUUCAAGGUGGCUGAUGCCACCGGUUCUGUCACGUUUGCGGUGUGGGAUGACGUCGGGAGCAUGCUGGAGCCCGGGGAGAUCUUCAGCCUCCGUGGCGGAUACACCGAGCUCCACGCUGCUAGAGCGGACGGGCGAGUUUGA